Oryzias melastigma (Indian medaka) is the source of this 1292-nucleotide messenger RNA. RefSeq names its product red-sensitive opsin. The coding region runs from base 73 to 1143 and encodes 356 amino acids. The transcript has 6 exons. The record is from RefSeq and is a predicted model, not a curated record. Gene Ontology annotation, biological process: G protein-coupled receptor signaling pathway; phototransduction; visual perception. Gene Ontology annotation, molecular function: G protein-coupled receptor activity. Gene Ontology annotation, cellular component: photoreceptor outer segment; membrane. NCBI's taxonomy places the organism in Eukaryota, Metazoa, Chordata, Actinopteri, Beloniformes, Adrianichthyidae.
CACAUUGGUCAGCCCAGGAAGUUACAGGUGACAAGAAACUUCAACAGCAAAGAUCCUCCUUGUGUGAUCAGAAUGGCAGAGGAGUGGGGAAAACAAGUCUUUGCUGCAAGGCGAAAUGAAGACACAACGAGAGGCUCUGCAUUUACCUACACAAACAGCAAUCACACCAAAGAUCCCUUUGAGGGUCCUAACUACCACAUUGCUCCUCGAUGGGUCUACAACGUUGCCACAGUUUGGAUGUUUAUUGUGGUGGUUCUAUCCGUCUUCACCAAUGGCCUGGUCUUGGUGGCCACAGCAAAGUUCAAGAAACUGCGUCACCCACUGAACUGGAUUUUGGUCAAUCUUGCCAUAGCUGACCUCGGAGAGACGGUUUUCGCCAGCACCAUCAGUGUGUGCAACCAGUUCUUUGGUUACUUCAUUCUGGGACACCCCAUGUGUGUGUUUGAGGGCUAUACCGUCUCCACUUGUGGUAUUGCUGCUCUUUGGUCUCUGACCAUUAUCUCCUGGGAAAGAUGGGUAGUUGUGUGCAAGCCUUUUGGAAAUGUCAAGUUUGAUGCCAAAUGGGCCACAGCUGGAAUCGUCUUCUCCUGGGUCUGGUCAGCAGUUUGGUGUGCUCCUCCCGUCUUUGGAUGGAGCAGGUACUGGCCUCAUGGACUGAAAACCUCCUGUGGACCUGAUGUGUUCAGUGGAAGUGAAGACCCUGGAGUGCAGUCCUACAUGAUUGUUCUCAUGCUCACAUGCUGCAUCCUUCCCCUGGCUAUCAUCAUCCUGUGUUACCUUGCUGUGUGGCUGGCUAUCCGCGCUGUUGCAAUGCAGCAGAAGGAAUCAGAGUCAACCCAGAAGGCUGAAAAGGAAGUGUCCAGGAUGGUGGUGGUCAUGAUCCUUGCUUACUGUGUGUGCUGGGGACCCUACACCUUCUUCGCCUGCUUCGCUGCGGCCAACCCCGGAUAUGCCUUCCAUCCUCUGGCUGCUGCCAUGCCUGCAUAUUUUGCAAAGAGCGCCACAAUUUACAAUCCUGUCAUCUAUGUCUUCAUGAACAGACAGUUCCGCACAUGCAUCAUGCAGCUCUUUGGCAAACAGGUGGAUGAUGGAUCUGAAGUUUCCACAUCAAAGACAGAGGUCUCCUCUGUGGCUCCUGCAUAAACCUCUUUGUCCUCAUUUUGGGAAAACACACCUUGACCUGUACAGUGAUUAUGCAUUGGUUUAUUUGUCUUUUUGUAUAAAUAGCUUCAUGGCAAAUGUAAAAAUGUAAAAAAAAAACCAAUAUACAUUAAAUGAAUGCAUCUCAACAA